UUGUUCUUAAGCCUGCAAGCAAACGUAUAGAAGUGGUAGGGUAGGUCGACGUUGAAUUUGGGAUUGUGACAACUGACAAGUCAACAGGUACAACAUCAUCCUCGAACGUAUAUUGCAGGCAACGACCAAACUGCUUGUAACACGUGUCUCUUGUAUAAAUUAUGCACGGCCUUCAAAGAAUAAAAUAUUUAUAAAAUAAAUGGCGUGGAUUUGUAUAGAUUUUGAUACAAAUCCACGAAAGGAGUAGUAUGUUCUGCUCUUGCUUUUAAGAACGUAGUAGUUCAGCAAAUUUAAUUUUAAUUUUUUUCCCAAGAGUAAUCACAUUUAUAUCUCCAAGGAAAACUUCCUAGGAUGUACUAUUGUCUCAAAACACUACAUCAAGCUGAGUAGUUGUGAAUUGUGAUGGCGUGUUCCUCCGUGUUGUGGCUGGAUGUUUUAAAAUGAGAUAAUGACAAAGUAUGUUUAGCCUAAAUUAGCCCUAGAAAAAGUUUCCGGACAAUGAUAUUACACAAUGUCCAGUGUCCAAACUACGAUAAAUUUACCCAGUGUCCAGACAUUUCUUUCACAUUUUUUUCCAGAACUUUGGCCAAGCAGAAAAAUAAUAAGUAUUACUCCUUAAACUGACAAUGCGAUGCGACGACAUAAGAUGAAAAAAAAAAUGCUACCUUGGCAGCUCGUAUAGGCCAAAAGACCAAUGGCAGUAUCGGAUGCAAAUGCAAUGCAACGGAUCAGGACACGGCAUGGGCAUGGGGGCAGUCAACCACCGGCGCAAGCAGUGACGCCACGAAGCCACCCCACUCCACUAUAUUACUACCCUGAUACUCUCCUCUAGCUCAGUACUCGCAGGCUCGCAGCAGCAGCUAAUCAAGCUCGAUCUCUCCAAGAAACUAAGCUACCAACUAGCCAAGCCAUGGCGCCGGCGUUGAAGCUGUACGGGUGGGCGAUGUCGCCGUUCGUGGCGCGCGCGAUGCUGUGCCUGGAGGAGUCCGGCGUGGAGUACGAGCUCGUCCCCAUGAGCCGCGAGGCUGGCGACCACCGCGUCCCCGACUUCCUCUCCAAGAACCCCUUCGGCCAAGUCCCCGUCCUCGAAGACGGCGACCUCACCCUCUUCGAAUCGCGGGCGAUCGCGAGGCACGUGGCGAGGAAGUACAAGCCGGAGCUGCUGAGCGGCGACGGGUCCCCGGCGGCGGCGGCGGCGGUGGACGUGUGGAUGGAGGUGGAGGCGCAGCAGCACAGCGGCGCCGCGGGCGCCAUCGUGUUCCAGUGCAUCCUGGCCGACCUCAUCGGCGCCGGCCGCGACCAGGCCGCCGUCGACGAGAACGCCGCCAAGCUGGGGAAGGUGCUGGACGUGUACGAGGCGCGGCUGUCGGGGACGAGGUACCUCGCGGGCGGCGCCGGCGUCAGCCUCGCCGACCUCAGCCACUUCCCCAUCAUGCGCUACUUCAUGGACACCGAGUACGCGGCCAUGGUGGAGGAGAGGCCGCAUGUGAAGGCCUGGUGGGAGGAGCUCAAGGGGGGGCCGGCGGCGAUCAAGGUGGCCGGGUUCAUGCCCCGGGAUUUCGGGCUCGGGAAGAAGAAGGCGGAGGAGUGAAUUCGAUCGAGAGUUAAUAAACGGGGAUCGAGUAGAGAUUAUACUGCGGAGUACUGUAUUUCUUCAUGCAGCUUCUUUCAAAUUCUCACUGGUACAAUCUGUGUUUUACCUGUUCGAGAAAAUGGGUUUCUCAAAGAAUUGUGUUUCACAUCAGAAUUCGUUCGGACCGGGUUAA
Brachypodium distachyon (stiff brome) is the source of this 1766-nucleotide messenger RNA. Its product is annotated as glutathione S-transferase 4. The transcript is spliced from 2 exons. The record is from RefSeq and is a predicted model, not a curated record. NCBI's taxonomy places the organism in Eukaryota, Viridiplantae, Streptophyta, Magnoliopsida, Poales, Poaceae. Gene Ontology annotation, cellular component: cytoplasm. Bases 911 to 1591 code for a protein of 226 amino acids. Gene Ontology annotation, molecular function: glutathione binding; glutathione transferase activity.